Molecule: messenger RNA, 2751 nt
Organism: Zingiber officinale
Lineage: Eukaryota; Viridiplantae; Streptophyta; Magnoliopsida; Zingiberales; Zingiberaceae
Product: probable galacturonosyltransferase 7
Exons: 10
Coding region: 190-2157 (655 amino acids)
Molecular function (GO): polygalacturonate 4-alpha-galacturonosyltransferase activity
Source: RefSeq, a predicted model, not a curated record
GCAUCUUAACAGAAACCAAAAUAACAAUUGUUGACGGAGAUCGGGAUGGUGCGAGAUGACGAAAGUGAGAGAUUCACUCUUUGAUUCUAUUGCACUCACAUCCCUGAUCAGAGUCGCCGGAGAGCGGCGGACUCAACCUUCAUAGUGGGGACGAGAAGACGAGGGAGAGGGUGGCGGAGGUGAAGCGAUAUGAAAGGGUACGGCUCCGGUGGAGUGUCUGCCGCCGCGCAGCAUGUGGCGAAGCGGAGGUGGAAAGGGCAGGUGGCGGCCGUGUUCGCACUGUUCGUAUUCUCGCUGCUCGUCCCCCUCGCUUUUCUCCUCGGCCUCCACAAUAGCUUCCCUUCCGGAUACAUGGCGGAUGAUCGCUCCCAGCAGGAAAGUAGCUUUGAGACUUACCGCAACGUUGAUCGUGGACGAGAGCGGUUUCCCUCGGAGGGUGAUCAGCAGAAACUUCCUAACCACAAGGACAAGUUUGCACCGGUCUUACCGAAGGGUGUUGAUAGUGUGCCUCCUGAGGAAUUGAACAAGAGAAUCAACAAAACUGUCAGCCCACUGUCCACAUUAGAAUCCAAGAAUGAUAGGUCUCAGGCUACUGCAAAGGACAACAAAUCCAAGACAAAAGGUCUUGUUGAUAGUAGUGGUCCUUUAAGAAAGCCUCCAUCUUCCAGUGCUAAAACUGGUGUAGAAGAUAGAAAGCAGAACCCUGACAGAGGUUUUAGUGCUUAUGAGACUGACAUAUCCUGUGAGCAUGAAUUUGGAAGCUAUUGCCUUUGGUCCAGGAAACAUAGAGAAGUUAUGAAAGAUUCUAUUGUGAAGAGACUCAAGGAUCAGUUAUUUGUGGCAAGAGCUUAUUACCCAAGCAUUGCAAAAAUUCAGGGAAAGGAAACCCUUGCUCGGGAACUGAAAAUGAAUAUUCAAGAUCAUGAGCGAAUGCUUAGUGAAGCAGUUUCUGAUCCUGAUCUACCACCACUUGUGGGGAAGAAGAUUAAGAACAUGGACAAUGUUAUUGCAAAAUCCAAGUCAUGCCGUGUUGAUUGUAAUAAUGUUGAUAGAAAACUUAGACAGAUACUUGAUCUGACAGAAGAUGAAGCUCAUUUUCAUAUGAAACAAAGUGCAUUUCUCUAUCAGCUUGGUGUCCAGACCAUGUCCAAAACUUUUCAUUGCCUUCUAAUGAGACUGACUGUAGAGUUCUUCAAAUCUCCAUCAGUAAAUAUGCAGCAUUCUUCUGCUUAUAAAAUUGACAAUUCAAACUAUGUGCACUAUGUUAUCUUUUCAAGAAAUGUACUAGCACUAUCAGUUACUAUCAACUCUACCACAAUAAAUUCUGAGGAACCCAAUAGCAUGGUCUUCCACGUGCUGACUGAUAAACAAAACUUUUACUCUAUGAAACAUUGGUUUGCCAGACACUCAUAUAGGGAAGUGACCAUUCACAUUCUGAACUUUGAUGAGCUCAAGUCUAAUCAUUUUUCCAACAUGGGUUUGGGAGAGCUUUCAAUGCCGGAGGAGUUCCGUAUCUCCAGUCACACUACUACACAACCAUCCCCUUUGCAGAUGAACACAGAAUACCUGUCAGUAUUCGGUCAUUCCCAUUUUCUUCUUCCUGACGUGUUUAAGAAUUUAAAGAAAGUGAUUCUUUUGGAUGAUGAUGUGGUUGUUCAGAAAGACAUUUCCUUUUUGUGGAAUCUUAAUAUGGGUGGAAAAGUAAUAGCUGCGACUGAAUUCUGUGAAGUGAAAUUGGGUCAGCUGAGAUCUUACCUAGGUGCUACUGGGUAUGACAAUAAUUCCUGUGCCUGGAUGUCUGGUAUAAACAAAAUUGACUUGGAGAAAUGGAGAGAACUAGAUAUUACUGGAGUUUAUCAAAGUCUUGUCCAUAAGUUGAAACAGAAAAAUGAUGCACAAUGGAGAGCUGCUGCACUUCCAGUGAAUUUACUUGCUUUUCAUGGUCACAUAUAUACACUAGAUAAUACUUUAAUCCAGCAAGGACUUGGCCAUGAUUAUGGAGUCUCUGAAGAGACUGUACAGAAUGUUGCAGCAUUGCAUUAUAAUGGAAACAUGAAGCCUUGGCUCGAUCUAGCAAUUCCAAAGUACAAGAAAUACUGGAAGAGCUACCUUACACGAGAUGAGCGUUAUAUGGAGGAAUGCAAUGUUAAUCCAUAGUUUGAGAUGCAAACUGGCAGUAGUAGAACUGAAUCAGAGAGAAGGAAACAAGCAUGGCUGCCUCUUUUUUUGCUGCAACUUGCAGCAAGACAUCAGCAGAUACUUCCAACUGUCAAGAGUCACCCCAAUAAAAGUCAGAAAAGAAGUUUCUUUUAUUGUUGAUUCUUGAACACGCAGAAGUCAUCCAGCAACACAAAGAUUGUUUUUUCUUCAGAUUCUUGACCUCAGAGAAAUUUGUAGAGAAGAUAGGCUCCAAGAGUUGGUAUUGUACAAUUGUUUCAGGUAAGUUCACAAAUUGACUGUUAUUAUAUCAUUCAUUCUUUAGUCUGAAGAGUAGUGGGUUGGCACUAUAGUUGGAUUGAUGCCAUCCUCGAAACAAUGUAGAUCCAUUUUGGCCCUCCUAUUAUUUCUUCCUUCCCAUGUUUCCAUUGCCUUGUGCAAUAAGGGUUGGCAUCUCCCAUUAGCAAUUCUUUUUUCUCUAAUGUUACACAUGGAAAUGCAUUUAUUCUUGACGAACUGGUGCCCAAUUAACUUGGUAAUCAGAAACGAUUUUGUAUUUAAUUAUACUAGCAAUUACAAGCUUGCAUUUUGAUA